AUGAGCGUCGCAUACGAGCCGCGGUCCUUUAUCCACGAGGGCGCAUACCCCUCCAUGGGCGAGGAGCACGACCAUGUUGCCGAGCAGCGAUUUACCGAUUCCGAUGUUGCCGAGCACCUCAGCCAUUAUACCGCAGAGGCAUCGCUGUUGCCGGACGACAGAGGCGUCAUGGGCGAUGAGAGGGACAUGCUGGCAGAUGACGAUGCCGUGGUGCCGGAAGCGUCUCAGCUCGACCUGGGCGCGCCCGAGUUCUCAUCGCCUCUACCAGUGGAACUACAUGCGCCUCCGCUACCAGAGCCCAUACCAGAAAGCAAGGAACCUCUACCGACAGACAUAUCCUCCCCGACACUACGCUUGAAGCAGAUCCCCAAGCCAGAGCGUGAAGUUCACAAGAAGUCAGAUGGAAAAUUCCACUGCCCACUGGAUGACUGCAAAGAGGAAGUCCGCGCAUUCUCUCGCAAGUGCGAGUGGAACAAGCACAUGGACAAGCACGAACGCCCCUAUCGCUGCCCAGCCGAGGGAUGCGAGAAUUUGCCCGGUUUCACCUACUCGGGCGGGCUUCUCCGACACGAGCGAGAGGUUCAUGGGAAGCACGGCGGGCCCAAGAAGACCGUCAACUGCCCGCAUCCCAACUGCAAGCGGCACACUGGCAAGGGCUUCUCGCGACAGGAGAAUCUUAACGAGCAUCUUCGGCGAGUGCACACAAAUCCCGAGGCCACUUCCGCAUCUCCACCGCCCGAGGCCGUCGCGACUCCCGAGGACAACGACAGCGACAAGUCUGGGACGAAGCGCAAGCGCCGCAUGAGCAGCCAGGGCGUCGACGAGCUGUCUGAUCUCCGAGACGAAAUCAAGCGAGUGCGCGAGGAAAACGAAAAGCUCAAGUCCGAGAUGGACCAGCAGUCGCAGCACUCCCUGGCCAUGAUGGCGCAAAUUGCCGAGCUGCAGGACGCGUUGCGUCACAGCCUCAAUCCUCAUGCGCUCGGGGCGCCAACGGCUCAGAUGAUCUAG
Messenger RNA from Trichoderma reesei QM6a, 1008 nucleotides. RefSeq lists its product as uncharacterized. Gene Ontology annotation, biological process: regulation of transcription by RNA polymerase II. Gene Ontology annotation, cellular component: nucleus. The record is from RefSeq and is a predicted model, not a curated record. The transcript is spliced from 2 exons. NCBI's taxonomy places the organism in Eukaryota, Fungi, Ascomycota, Sordariomycetes, Hypocreales, Hypocreaceae. Bases 1 to 1008 code for a protein of 335 amino acids.